Alternaria alternata is the source of this 411-nucleotide messenger RNA. RefSeq lists its product as hypothetical. The transcript has 2 exons. The coding region runs from base 1 to 411 and encodes 136 amino acids. The record is from RefSeq and is a predicted model, not a curated record. NCBI's taxonomy places the organism in Eukaryota, Fungi, Ascomycota, Dothideomycetes, Pleosporales, Pleosporaceae.
AUGUCACUACGAGCUCUAUCCCGCGCACCGCGCCAGGUCUGUCUAGCAGCGAGGAGGCAGUAUGCGACCAACUAUGAUCAGCGCACCAAAGAAACACUGAAGGUAUCUUCGCGAUUGACGUGCUCCUCAUCCUCCCCGGCUUCCUCACCCUCUCCAGCCUCCUCCACUUCUCCCAGCCCCCCGGAUCACAGUAAAUCCACUCGGCCGGGACACCAACACGAAUCCGCCUACGCCUCCGACGUCCCCAAGCCCGUUGAAGACCGCCAUGGCGAUAGCGUCAACAAACACAGCAUCGCGGCACACAAGAACCAGAACAAAGUUCGCGAGGGCAAAUUCUCGGGCAAAGAAUUUGACAAUCAUGUGCAAACACAUUCACCGGGGAAGCCUGAAGGUGAUUUCGAGAAGCGGUAG